Amoebophrya sp. A25 is the source of this 3869-nucleotide messenger RNA. Lineage: Eukaryota; Dinophyceae; Syndiniales; Amoebophryaceae. The record is from the annotation of a GenBank genome assembly.
AGCAGAUGAUACUCAUGCUUCUGCUAAUAUUAAAAGUAUGGCAUCCAGCACGACUGCGAGUACUCUUCAACAUAGUUCAUUUUCUAGUUCGACGUACCACGUACCUGAUUUUGAGCUUGCUCUCAGGCAACAAGCUGACGAAGGAGAACCACGCUUACGACUAGCCGACGAAACGCUAGAGGCAGUGCUGGCGUCAAGCAGGCGCUUGUGGGAUGAUUUGCUGCGUUGUGGGGACCUGUGGACUGUGACAAAGCGGCUCUUUGAGCGCGUGCCGUCUGUGAAAGUGGAGUCAGCUGUUUUGCGUCUAUUGAAAAUUUUGCAUAUCCCUGUGGACCCUGCUGUACUUUCGUCAACCGAGGCAGGGCCCGCCUCUGUUCCCCUCGCAGGAAAGGACCAGCUUCACCAUAUAAGGAUGAGAUCUCCGACAAGAAGUGGGUCCAGUGUUGAGCGGACAACAGUCAAAGUACACCCGGAAAAUUAUAGUUCCAAAGAGCAACUGCUCGUCAGCGUCAGGGGCACUAGCGAGGAUGGCGAAGACUCACCCGAGCACAACUGGCCACCGCUAAUGAGCGAUGACAGAAGUAAAUUUCCUUUUUACCGAACACAAGAGGAGCAUCUGUGUCAUGAUCCGGAAAAAGGUAGCGGAGCGCGCUUCUUAGCGAUCUUUCUCCGCGCGUUGCAAAGCCUGUUUUGCGACAAUUUUGUGCGACCCACGCUGCUCCUUCAAGGCGACAUAUUUCCGCACGUUGUACCCGAAUUGAUGCUUUCUUCUGGAAAAAUCGAGCUACAGACUGGCCAACUCUUUGUUGAGCGCGUUGUCAUCGACGGGGUUUCGACAUGGGUCUGCUCUCUACUGUAUGCGAUGGAAACUUUUUUCAAUUGCAAAUACUGACUCUUGUGAGUCUUGUGAUUUUCGUUUAUUUUUAGUAAACAUUCUUGCUUUUAAUAGAAAUGCAGCUAGUACACUUGAGCAUGAGCUAUCAGAGAACAGACGAGCAUGCACAAACAAUAGCCCUCUUCAUGAUACGCAGCCUCAUCGUGGACGGAGCCUGACUAUUCGAACGCUUCGUAGUUUGCCGAUCUGGCGUCAGGGCAGCGUCGUUUUGGAAUUGCAAGGCGAACUGUGCGCCACAGCGAGUACUAACUGCACCGGAGGUAGCACAUCAGCUGCUGUAUCAAGGACAGCAGGUAGUCCGACAGCGAGGUCCACGCAGAAAGUGACACGAUCGUUUGCCUCAGUUGCAAUUGGUCAAAGUCCGUCCACAACGCAUUUGCGGUCGCCCAUGAAGUCGUUGUCACCUAGUACUUCGUCACCGAAGGGUCAUCAUGAGAAUGAUUUUCCCGACCAGAAUAUUAGGACAACUCGUGGUGGUGGAGGUCGUGGAUCAUCUCUUGAACCUCCUGGGGGACCUGGGGAGCAAAAGGAGCGCGAUCUUCAUGCUUUUUCAAGACGCAAUCUUCAGCAUCGCUGGUUCCUCCAUCUAGAAGUAGAUUAUGAAUGCGUCGACAAUGCGCUUCAUGACCGUGAACAACAAGAAGGAGAUUCGGGAUACCAAGGAACAAGCUCGAUGCGCAGUCCUUCAUCUGUUGUGCACAAGAACCCUUCUAUUCUUAAUAGUGGUCUAACGUCGCGCGGCACCGACCCAAUCAUCGAUCGGCUCGUGAAUGAGGUCCAAAAGUGGAUGGGGUUGACGAACAAAGGUCAUCCUGGCACAUCAAAUCCUGAGCCUUCUCCACGUUCAUCUCCCAGUGCAAAUAAUGCACUGCCACGACAAAGCUCCUACAACGCGACAUCGAAAACGCUGUCUUUUAGUAGUGCAAGUAGUCCAGCACGGUUGAAAAGUCAGAUGAACCAGCUUCACGGUAGCGUGCUUCUUGCAGUUUCACCAGCAAUGCCCUCAACAUCUGGUGUAGAAGCAACGAGUACAUUGACGAGGUCCCCGAAACACGACGAGGCCGCUGCUCGCACGAGAGCAAAGGUAAGUCGUGCGGUACGCCUCGACACUGUGCGGCGAGCCUUCGUCAUAGGAGAAACGCACCUUUCCCCAGUUCGGUUUGUGGGAAGUUGCGCAAUUGACGUGUUUCACUUGCUGAUGCAGCACAACGCUCGCUGUCGGACGCUCACUGCCUCGCACGACGCACUGUGCUUCGCACGCAGCCUACGCACGUUGGGAAAUCAGUUUGUGGAAGGAGGUACUCCCUAUGUAUUCAUUGUAAAAGCAUGACGGAAGGAUGUACUCACUUUCUAUUGCAUGUUGUAGUUUAAGCCUCUACAACUACAACAUCAUGAGAAAUUAUUGAAGUGGAUACUGCAGUCGACGUUCGUGUUGUCCCAUUGUCCUCGAUGAAAGUGAAAUGAUCAUCGCACAUUCGGGAAGCCCCCAACAGUCGAAGAUCUACUUAACAACUAUCAUCGUGACAGGUGGCGGGUUGAAAGACGCACUUGCGCGUUUCGAGACAGCAUUGAAAAAGGGCCUUGAGGACCUCUUUGCCAAUUGCUACAAUGUCCGUAUUUUAUUGCGGUUCGAGGAUUGUUUGGUUUUGUCGCCUUUCGCGGGGUUCAAUUUUGAGCUUCCCGUGGGUUCGCGCCACCGACACCAUGUUCGAUAUGCGCUCACACGCGGAGUAGUUGGCUACGUUGCGCGAUCCGGACAAACGGUGAACCUAUCGGACGAGUCCGCUCGUCGAGAUUUGCACCGGCGAAACGUAUUUAUGGAUCCAGAGGUGGACGGCGUCUCUCAUCUGCUACCGCGUGAUACCUCGUCUGCUGGUAAGGGCGUUUCUUUGCUUUGUGGCACCUGCAGCCCUCCCUUCGGUCAGGACCGAGAGAUGAUCCAACACUUCCUCCGCACGCUGUUGCGCUACCCACAGACCAAGUUGACGCCUCUUGGUCCCUCAGCACUUAAUAAGACUUCAUUUCUUAGUCCAUCUUCAGGUUCGAAAGAAGCAUCUUGUCCUUGAAAGAGUGCUCCUGAUGUAGACAAGGGAAAACUACACCACCAAGAUGAAGAUGCUGUUGUCAACUUGAUGAAGAUGGAUUUAGGUAAGGUCUAAUUCAGCUAUUUCCAGCCCUUUAUUGCGUCCGUGCUUACCAAACAACGCUGUUCAGCUUGUGGUAGAAGUUAUCGGAAAGCAGCCGUUUUCCCAGCUGGACAAAUGCGCCUUUGACCACGUUUUGGACAGUGCAGCUGUCCUCCUGGACAACAUUCUGCUUCGAGGCGCAUCUGCAGCUGAUGAACCUGCCUAGAAAAAAUACUCAGAUUUAGUACUUGUAUGAGGGUGAAGAAUCCCUGCAUCAAAAUGGUAUUGGUAUGGCGUAGGUAGUUCUAAAGCAUAAAGACUCAGAGGUAUGACGUUCGUAACAAGUCUAAUACAAUGAAUAUUUUAAUAAAUUAAUAAGGAUACUAGGUUGUUGUACUAAUGAAUGAUUUUCUUGGCUUGCUUCCACGGAGAUGGAGAUUAUCGAUAUGGUCGUUUACAGUUGCGUCAAGGUUCGAUGUCAAAAACAAGCAGGUUUUUCCAACAUGUAUGAAGUGAACAGUUCUAGUAGAAUCGUAGUUGAUCAGACCUCGGAGUAGUUGUGCGUUGAUUGCAAGUUUUCGAACAAUUGAAAGUUAUUGGACACUCCUGCUUUUCAGCAGCCUUGUGCUACGAAAGAAAAAGAAAAUGUCUACAAAUCUACGAAAGUUUUGAGUUUCAUUGAUGUGCCAAUCCGAAUUCAGAUAGCAGCGCCAGUAAAGCACUCCUGGUAAAACAAAGUUUUUGCGUCUCCUGCUCUUUUGAGUAUGUAAAGAAAAGAUCGGUGCAGAAAUAUAGAUUUAAAGUGGUCUACUGACGGUGAACAAGAUUCCUCUGGAACAGAACCACAC